UACACAAACACAAACCCAAUGAAAACGGUUCACCUAAUUUCCAUGUACUCAACUUCCCCUUCUUUCCUCCCUUUAAAAUUCAAUUCUUUUCCCAUUAAUUUCCAUUUCCAUCUCAACAACUUUCCAAUUUUCAUUCUUUCCCAUUAUUCUUCCAACCCCAAAUCCACCAAUUUACCAUCUCCCAUCUUCCCUUCCAACUCUUGUAUGUCUCCUUUUCUUGUCUCUUUCCCAUUUUCAACUCAUACCUAUUAAUCCCUGCAAAUUCUUCUCUAAUUUCCAUUGAUUUUCUCAAACACCCACAAAAAAAUGAAGGGAGGAAAACGAACCCCAGUACAAGCUGUAAGUCUAUGGGUGAGAAGACAACCUCCGAAGGUUAAAGCUUUUCUUUCUGUAAUUGCUGGAAUGGCUGCUUUAGUUUUCCUUAGAAUGGUUGUUCAUGAUCAUGAUAAUCUUUUUGUUGCUGCUGAAGCUGUUCAUGCCAUCGGUAUUGCUGUUCUUAUUUAUAAGUUAUCCAAGGAGAAAACAUGUGCUGGACUUUCACUCAAAUCUCAAGAACUUACGGCCAUUUUUUUAGCUGUUAGAUUGUACUGUAGUUUUGUGAUGGAAUAUGAUAUUCACACUCUACUAGAUACAGCUACAUUAGCGACAACCCUCUGGGUUAUUUAUAUGAUCCGCUUUAAGUUAAAGUCGUCUUAUAUGGAGGAGAAAGACAACUUUGCUAUUUACUAUGUAGUGGGACCUUGUGCUUUAUUGUCUCUGCUUAUUCAUCCUUCCACUGUCCACAACAUUGUCAAUAGAAUUAGUUGGGCAUUUUGCGUCUACCUCGAGGCUGUUUCAGUGUUACCUCAGUUAAGAGUCAUGCAGAACACAAAGAUUGUUGAGCCAUUCACAGCCCAUUAUGUUUUUGCCCUGGGGGUUGCAAGAUUUUUGAGCUGUGCGCAUUGGGUUCUUCAGGUCUUAGAUACCCACGGUCGUUUGCUAACGGCUUUAGGCUAUGGCUUGUGGCCUUGUAUGGUGCUGCUUUGUGAAGUAGUUCAAACUUUUAUCCUUGCAGAUUUCUGCUAUUACUAUGUGAAGAGCCUUGUUGGUGGACAGCUCGUGCUGCGCCUUCCCUCCGGUGUAGUGUAAACAUUUAGGUACAAAGGUGUGAAUCAGGUGCUUUUUGUUAGUUCGUCUUUUUCGCACUGUGAAUUUCCUGUAAAAACUUGUCUUUACCGAGCUGGUUCCAACCAGGGAUGUAUGUAGAACUUCUUUUUAGCUUUUCUUUGUUAAUUUUGUCAGAAAAGGUUUUGCAGUUCAUUAUUGAUGUUACAUUUUGAAAAGUA
Messenger RNA from Amaranthus tricolor (Joseph's coat), 1325 nucleotides. RefSeq lists its product as uncharacterized. The record is from RefSeq and is a predicted model, not a curated record. Bases 307 to 1128 code for a protein of 273 amino acids. NCBI's taxonomy places the organism in Eukaryota, Viridiplantae, Streptophyta, Magnoliopsida, Caryophyllales, Amaranthaceae. Gene Ontology annotation, biological process: protein retention in ER lumen. Gene Ontology annotation, molecular function: ER lumen protein retrieval receptor activity. The transcript has 6 exons. Gene Ontology annotation, cellular component: membrane.